AUGGCAGCACCCGGCAGCGUCUCGGCUGCUUUUCAGGAGUACCUGCAGCACCUGGGGCUGCAGGACUUCCCCUGUGGCCUUGGCAGCUGGAACAAAUCCCGCUGCAAUGCCCGCAGGAGCUCCCGGGCACAGCCAGCGGGGCUGGAGGAGGCUGUGCCACCAGGAGAGGAGAGCCCUGAGGUGCUGCUGGAGCUGCUGAGAGACCAGCACAGCCCCUGGGCACUGCCCUCUGACUGCAGCCCCCAGGCCCAGCGCCUGAGGGAAGUGGUUGUGCUGGCACCCGAGCUCCUCCGUGGCUCCAGAGUCUCCCAGCUUGUCAAGUCCCUGCGGAUACUCGACAAGGGGGUGGAGGAGGUGGAUGAAGGUCUGCUGCAGUUCCAGCAGCUGGAGGAGCUCAUCCUCAGUGCCAACCACAUCAGCAGGGUAACCUCAGCCCAUCUGCCCCGGACUCUGAAGGUGCUGGAGCUCUGCUACAAUGAUGUGGGUGAUCUGCAGGACCUGUGUGCUCAGCCACCCCCGGAGCUCCAGCACUUGGGGCUGGGCUACAACCAGCUGUGUGGCCCUUCCCAGGAAAAGCACCUCACUGUGGAUUUCUGGCCAAACCUUGUCUCCCUUGACCUGAGCUUUAACAGCCUCACAGACCUGCUGGGGCUGGUCUCCCAGCUGACCACCCUGCAGAACCUCCGCAUCCUGCUGCUCCAGGGGAACCCACUGGCUCUCAUCCCCCCUUACAGAGGCUUCCUCGUGGACAGCCUGCCCAAGCUGUCCAUCCUCGAUGACAUCUACAUAUGGCCUGAAGAGAGGCAGCAGUUCCAGGGGCUGGCAGGGCAGCCAGAGCUGAUCAGGAGUGAAGCACGACUGGUUGUGAGCAUUGGGGAGAUGAAGGGACUCCCUAAUCCCGAAGAUUUUCAGCAGCUGGAAGUUGCCUGUGAGGGUCCAGUGAUCACCUGCAGCUACUGUGUGACCUACCAGUUUGCAGAGGGAGAGGAGCUGGAGGACAGGGGCAGUCCUGAGGGAACAGAAAUCCACCAGAGUCCCACAGUGGGCACACUGGAUGUGGACAGCUCUGCUCAGGACACAGGAGAGACAAAGAGCCAACAGGAGCCUGCAGCCACAGAGGAGCCCAAGGCCCACUCUGCAAAGGUUUUUGCCACCUCUGCACAGCCCUGGGCAGACACCAUCGACUGCAGCUACAGGAAGGAACACAUUGCCAAGGACUUGGUGGGGCUGAAGUCCUACCUGGAGGCUGGAACCAUUGUCUCAGUUGUGGAGGAGAAGGUGCUCUCGUGGCCUGUGGAUCCAGAUGAAAGCCCUGUCACAAGUAAGGAAGGACAGGAGCUGAAGAAGAACGGUGCAAAGGGGCCUGUCCCCAUGUCCAAGGACAAGCAGAAAAAGAAGAAGAAGAAGAAGUCCUGUGAAUACCGCAGUGACCCUCCCAUUUGGAGCACCCUGGCCACCACGAGGGUGACCUUGGAGACCCUGCUGGCCACCGAGAGCCUGGUGGCAACUGUGUGUGACUUUGGGAUCUUGAUCCCUGAGAAACCACCAGCAUCACCAGUUCUGGAUGAGAAGGAGGCAAAAAAAGGCAAAGACAAGAGCAAAAAACCCAAAGGAGAGAAAGGAGACCAGAAAAACGCGGCUUCCAAAGGAAAAGGAAAAAACAAAGACACUGCUGAAGUGGAGGAGGAUCAAGAGCCCCAGCCAGUGCCACUGACAGUUCAAUUCCAGAUGCAGCUGCUUCGCUGGCCCUUGGCAGCCAGCACCCAGAGCCAGGAGAAUGUGGCCAUGGCAGUGGGGAGCACACAGUGAUGUGUCCGUAGCAGGAGCAUGAGUGGAAAUAAACCACACGGGAACGCU
Agelaius phoeniceus (red-winged blackbird) is the source of this 1857-nucleotide messenger RNA. Lineage: Eukaryota; Metazoa; Chordata; Aves; Passeriformes; Icteridae. The record is from RefSeq and is a predicted model, not a curated record.